Anolis carolinensis (green anole) is the source of this 9529-nucleotide messenger RNA. It is a transcript of the gene dsp, whose product is annotated as desmoplakin. Gene Ontology annotation, molecular function: structural molecule activity; protein binding. Bases 248 to 8890 code for a protein of 2880 amino acids. The record is from RefSeq and is a predicted model, not a curated record. Gene Ontology annotation, cellular component: cytoplasm; intermediate filament; cytoskeleton. The transcript is spliced from 24 exons. Lineage: Eukaryota; Metazoa; Chordata; Lepidosauria; Squamata; Anolidae. Gene Ontology annotation, biological process: cell-cell adhesion; skin development; wound healing.
CUCACCUGGGUGCCUUUUCAGUCAGCUUCUCUCUCUUUUUCUUCCUCUCAAAAGGUUCCUCCGACUUCUCUACUCCCUCCCUUCCUUUCUUCAACUUGUAACAACUUUUCGGACCUUGACUCGCUCCUUUCUUGGCUUUGUUUCCACUAGAGAGAGGGAGAGGCACCAGGACCCUCCUCCGCCCAUCGUUUGGAGAGGAAGUUCAUGCUUUUGUGGUUCUGAGCGGAGAAGAGAUUGAGGCUUCAAGAUGAGCAUGAAUGGCGGCGGGGGCUCCCACCCGAGGCUCAACACCUUGGGCAGGAUGAUUCGAACUGAGUCCGGGCCCGACAUGCGCUACGAGAUGAACCCCUACAUGAUGGGCGGAGGAGGAGGAGGAGGCGGAGGUGGUGGUGGUGGUGGUGGAGGAGGAAGCAGCAGCCAUACCCACAAGAUGUACUACGUCCAGAAAACCUACGGUGGGGACCACAGCUCCGACGGCUACGUUCAAAAUGGAACUGGUACAAUGUCCAGGCGUCAGAACACCAUCCAAGAAAUGUUGCAAAACUGCUCGGAUUGCCUCAUGCGUGCUGAACUCAUAGUACAACCUGAAUUGAAGUAUGGGGAAGGUAUCCAAAUCAGCAGGAAUCGGGAACUGGAGGAUUGCUUUGUUCAGGCCAAUGAACAUAUGGACAUCCUUGAUGGCUUGAUCAGAGAGAUGAGACAAAUGGGGCAGCCAUGUGACCUGUACCAGAAAAGAUUACUUCAGCUUCAGGAGCAGAUGCGUGCCCUUUACAAAGCCAUCAGUGUACCCCGGGUCCGUAGGGCCAGCUCCAAAGGAGGCUAUACCUCUCAAAGUGGAUCAGGAUGGGAUGAAUACACCAGGCGUGCCACCACUGAAUGUCUGAACUGGAUGAGACAGCAAAAGGCUGAUAUGGAGUUAGUAAAAUGGGGAUUUGAUGCAGCCUCAAUUGAACAACAAAUUGCUGACCACAGGAGAUUUCAUAAUUCCAUUGGAGACUAUCGCUGGCAUUUGGACAAAGUCAAAACUGAUCUGCGUGAGAAGGCUGCUAUCCACCAACUGGAGGAGGAAUAUGAAUAUCUGCUGAGAUUCUCCUUUGAACGAAUGGACCAGCUGCGCCAGCUGCAAAACAUCAUCCAAGCAACCAGCAGAGAAAUCAUGUGGAUCAAUGACUGUGAGGAGGAGGAACUUCUCUAUGACUGGAGUGACAGGAACACUGAUAUUGCCAGGAAGCAGGAGGCUUUCUCUAAACGCAUGAGCCAGUUGGAAGUUAAAGAAAAAGAGCUGAACAAACUGAAGCAAGAAUGUGACCAACUGGUACUUAACCAGCACCCUGCCUCUGACAAAAUUGAGGCCUAUAUGGAUACACUGCAAACACAAUGGAGCUGGAUUCUACAGAUCACGAAGUGCAUUGAUGUUCACCUCAAGGAGAAUGCAGCCUACUUUCAGUUUUUUGAAGAAGCCCAAUCAACUGAAAAUUACUUGAAGAACCUGCAGGAUUCUAUCAGGAAAAAGUUCAUCUGUGAUAAAAACAUGUCCCUCCAAGUUCUUCUGGAACAGAUCAAAGAGUUAGAGAAUGAGCGAGAGAAAAUUCUGGAAUACAAGAGGCAGGUGCAAAAUUUGGUGAAUAAGUCUAAGAAGAUAGUGCAACUGAAGCCACGUAACCCUGACUACAGGAGCAGUAAGCCCAUCAUUCUGAGGGCACUGUGUGACUACAAACAAGAUCUGAAAACAGUGCGCAAAGGAGAUGAAUGCAUUUUGAAAGAUAAUAGUGAACGCAGCAAGUGGCAUGUGACUGGCCCAGGAGGAGUGGAUAUGCUGGUGCCAUCUGUCAGUCUCAUUAUCCCACCCCUGAACCCAUUGGCUGUAGAUCUUGCAACCAAGAUUGAACAAUACUAUGAUGCUAUUAUGGCUCUCUGGAAUCAGCUUUACAUCAACAUGAAGAGCUUGGUGUCUUGGCAUUACUGCUUGAUCGACAUUGAGAAGAUCAGGGCACUGACCAUUGCUAAGCUGAAGACAAUGCGCAGAGAAGAUUACCAGCGUGUCAUAGACGACUUGGAGAUCCAUUAUCAUGAGUUCCUCAGGAACAGCCAGGGCUCAGAGAUGUUUGGUGAUGAUGAAAAGAGAAAGAUCCAGACCCAGUUUACGGAUGCCCAGAAGCACUACCAGACUUUGGUCAUCCAGCUGCCACCACAACAGCAGCAGCAGCAGAAACAACCUCAACAAAUUGUGCCGACUGAAGUAAUUCACGUGGGUUCUUCCAAUCAAGUUCAGGUUCCAGACCGGUUUCAACUGGAGAAGCAAGAGGCAUGGUUGCUGAUGGAGCUGCAGAAACUUCGGCGCCAGAUUGAGAAUUGCGAGCUCCGAAUGGUGCAGCGGACACCUCUCCAGCUGGAUCAAGGAGCUUCUCACAAUUUGUCUGUGAGAAUCUGUGAAUUAGAGGGGGUACAAAAUGAAUCCCAGGCAAUGGCAGAGGCUCUCAACAGACAGAAUGAUUAUCUUCCCAAUUUUAGAGGAUCUGAAAAAUAUAUCUACUUGCAAUCCGAAAUCAAUGCUUUGUUUAGCAAACUGGAAAAUAUUAAUGCAGUUUCUGCUGGCUAUUUGGACAGCUUGAAUGCACUGAGAUCACUGCUUCAGGCCAUUCUCCAAACUGAUGAUGUGAUAAGAGUUAUUGAAGUCAGGCUUACUGAAGAGGACACCCUUUCUUUGGACCCAGACAAAGUGGAAGCUUACCGUGCCAGCCUAAAGAAAAUGAAAGCGGACCUUAGCGCGAAGAAGUCCCUGCUCAGCAUUUUGGAAGCAGAGCUGCAGAAGGUCCUUCAGAUUCACUCCCAAUCAUCCCAGUCAUAUGUUCUGUAUGGUUUAGAUCUUGGAAAGUACACGGACAAAGUCAACCAGCUGACAGACCGUUGGCAAAGGGUAGAGAAGCAAAUAGAUGACAGGUCUUGGGAUUUAGAAAAGCAGGUGAAGCAGCUGAGAACCUACCGAGAUAUCUACCAGGCUUUGAACAAAUGGAUUGGUGAUGCCAAGCGCCGGCAGGAUACUAUCGAAAGCAUGAAACUGGGAGAUGUUAGCACUGUCAUGAGAUACUUGCAGGAACAAAAGAACUUACACAGCGAAGUAACAGGCAAGCGAGACAGAGUGGAAGAAGUGGUCAAGAAUGCAGAGGUGUGCUCAGCGGCAAUCAAGGAUUAUGAACUCCUGGCUGCUACAUAUAGUUCAGGACUGGAGACUUUGCUGAACAUUCCUCUCAAGCGGACUGUGGUCCAGUCUCCUUCAGGACUCAUCCUGCAAGAGGCUGCUGAGAUUCAGACUCGAUACAUUGAGCUUCUAACAAGAUCAGGAGAUUAUUACAAGUUCUUGAGUGAAAUGUUAAAGAGUUUGGAAGACUUAAAGAUGAAAAGCACCAAAAUAGAACUGUUGGAGGAAGAGUUGAGACUGGCCAGAGAUGCCAAUUCUGACAACAGCAAUAAGCACAAAUUUUUGGAGCAAAACUUGCAGAAGUACCAACUGGAAAUUUCUCAGCUGAAAGCCAAAUUUAUGAGCUUGGAAGAGAUGAAGAGGCAAGCUGAAAUGGAUGGCAGUUCUGCAAAGCAAAACUUGGACAAAUGCUAUGGUCAAAUAAAAGAUCUGAAUGACAGAAUAACAAGACUGACCUAUGAGAUUGAAGAUGAGAAGAGGAAAAGGAAGCUAUUAGAAGACAGAUAUGAGCAGCAGAAGACUGACUUUGACCAACUACAGAAGACAAGGCAGAAUGAGAAAGAAGGCCUUGGUCGCCAAAAGAUAGAAACUGAGAAGAUCGUCAAGGAGAAGGAGUAUGAGAUAGAAAGAUUAAGAGUUCUUCUCCAGGAUGAGGGGACACGGAAGAGGGAGUAUGAAAAUGAGCUGGCUAAGGUAAGAAACCAGUUUAAUGAGGAGAUGAGUAAUAUAAAGAACAAGUAUGAAACAGAGAUUAACAUAAAGAAGACCACCAUCCACCAAAUAGCAUCCCAGAAAGAAGAUGAUGCCAAAAACCUCCGAUCACAGAUCGAUCGGCUCCAGAGAGAGAAUAGAGACCUGAAGGAUGAGAUUGUCCGCCUCAACAAUACCAUCCUAGAAACUACGGAUCAACGGAGGAGGGCAGAAGAGAAUAUUCUGCAGCAAAAAGCAUGUGGCUCAGAGUUGAUGCAGCAAAAGCAAACGCUGGAGUUGGAGCUGAAACAGAUUAUCCAGCUGCGCAAUGAAGACAACGGAAAGUACAAGCAGGCACUUGAGGAUGCUGCUUCAACCAUCCAGGAAAGAACCAAGGAGCUUGAAAGAUUAAAGAUUCAGCUGCAGGAAGAGGCCAAAAAUCGAUGGGAACUUGAGAAUGAAUUGGCUAAGGUAAGGAACAGUUAUGACGAGGAAAUUAUUAGUUUAAAGAACAAGUAUGAGACUGAAAUUAAUAUUACAAAGACCACAAUAACUCAGGUGACAGUGCAAAAGGAGGAGGAAAGCAAUAAUUAUCGAACACAGCUUGACAAUGUCAUCAGAGAAAAUCGGAGCUUGUGUGAGGAAAUUAGGAGACUGAAAAAGACAAUAAGCCAAACCACAGAAAACCUUAGACAAGUAGAAGAAAGUGCUCAGCAACAAAAAGCCAUUAGCUCAGAAAUCUCGCAAAAGAAGCAUCAGAUUGAAAUUGAGUUCAAGCAAACUGUCCAGAAAUACUCAGAUGAGAACAUGCGUUACAAACAGUCACUUGAUGACUCUGCAAGAACAAUUAAAGAGAAAAAUAAAGAGAUUGAAAAGCUGCGAAAAUUGUUAGAAGCAGAGACAAAUCAGAGGAAAUCUAUGGAGGAGGAAAAUAUUCGAUUGCAAAGAGUUCAAUUUGAUCUGGAGAAGGUCAACAUCAAUGCAACAGAGACCAUCAGCAGGUUGAAAGGGCAGGAGCAGGAGCUGGGGCGGCUAAAAAGCGAAUACGAAAGACUUGCCCAAGACAAAAAAGGGAAAGAUCAAGAGAGCACAAGGCUUCAGAGUAAAGUAAAAGACCUACAGCAUCAGAAACACACACUGGAAGAGGAACUGAAUAGGCAGUCUAGAACUCUAGCUGAAGAAACUUCCAAGAAGAAGAAGGUGGAGGAGGAGUUAGAAACCCUGAGGAGGUCUUUCAGAGAUCAAGCUGUUAAGAUCACAAACCUCACUCAGCAGAUAGAGGAGGUUUCAAUUAUAAAGAAAAGGAGUGAAGAUGACUUGAGACACCAAAGAGAGGUGCUAGAUAAUCACAUGAGAGAUAAGCAAAGAUACAUGGAGGAGGCAAGGAAGUACACUUUAGAGGUUGAAACUUUGCGCCGCCAGAUGGUCCAAGAACAGGAGAACCUAAAACAGGCCCAUGUGCGCAAUGAGCACUUGCAGAAGGCGAUUGAGGACAAGAGCAAAAGCCUCAAUGAGUGCAAGAUAGAAAUUGAAAGACUUCAGUCUCUUACCGAAAACCUUACAAAAGAACACUUGAUGUUAGAGGAAGAGCUGCGCAAUUUAAGAUUGGAGUAUGAUGAUCUAAGAAGGGGAAAAACUGAAGUGGAUGAGGAAAAAAAUGCCACAAUAAUUGAUCUCAGAAGUCAACUACAAACAAGCAGCAAGCAUACCCUGGAACUUCAGGGUCUGAUAAAUGGUUUACAGAAAGAAAGGGACAAUUUGAGACAGGAAAUUGAAAAAUUCCAAAAGCAAGCUCUGGAGGCAUCCCAUAGGAUUCAGGAAUCUAAAAACCAGUGUAAUCAUGUUAUGCAAGAGCGAGAAGCACUGCUGAUAAAAAUAAACACCCUGGAACAAGAUAAAGCAAGACUGCUGAGGUUAGAAGAAGAGCUAAAUCGCUCCAAAUCCACAUUGGAUUCAGAAACUCGCUUGAAAAUGCGACUUGAGAAUGAGAAGCAGCAAAUCAUGAAUGACUUAAACCAGUGGAAGAGCCAAUAUUCACGGAAGGAAGAGACAAUCAGGAAGAUUGAAUCUGAGAGAGACAAAAGUGAUAGGGAGAAGAGUGCCUUGCUGGUAGAAAUUGAGAGGCUGCAGGCAGAGAUUAAGAGGAUUGAAGAAAGGUAUCGGUCCCGUUUAGAAGAGACAAGCAGGAAGAGCCAGUCAGAGAUGGAAGCAGAGCGCCUGAGACUGCAAAGGGAAAUAGAGAGACUAAAGCAGCGGCCUUACGGGGCCCACAGAUGCACCCAGACUGAAGAAGACUUUGCAAUUGAUGCUUCCAAGCUGCUGUUCAAUGGCCUACGGAAAAAAAUAACAGCUGUCCAGCUCUACGAAUGCCAGCUGCUAGACAAAUGCACCCUGGACAAACUGUUGAGAGGGCAAAAGUCAGUGGAGGAAGUUGCUGCUGAUCUUGAACCUUACCUGAAAGGAGCAGGGGCUAUUGCUGGAGCCUCUCUUAACCCCAAGGAAAAGUAUUCUCUAGUGGAAGCCAAACGCAAGCAGCUCCUUACCCCAGAGAACACAAUCCUGCUUCUGGAAGCCCAAGCCGCCACGGGAGGUGUGAUCGAUCCCCACCGGAAUGAAUUCCUGAGCGUGGACAGUGCUGUUGCGAGGGAUCUGAUCGAUUUUGAGGACAGGGAACAAAUCUAUACAGCUGAAAAGGCUAUCUCUGGUUUUAAAGACCCUUUCUCUGGAAAAACAGUGCCUGUAGCAGAAGCAAUAAAGAAAAAUCUGGUUGACAGGGAUACUGGGAUACGUCUUCUUGAAGCCCAGUUAGCUGCAGGGGGGAUUGUCGACCCCAUCAACAGUAUCUUCUUGCCCAAAGACAUCGCUUUGUCCCGUGGGGUGAUUGAUCGAGAGCUGUACAGGACUUUGAAUAAUCCUUCAAAGAAUUUAAUUGAUCCUAUCACUAAGAAGGCCAUAAGUUACAUGAAACUGAGGGAGAAAUGCAGAAUUGAACCACACACUGGGUUGCUUCUCCUCCCUGUACAGAAGAGGAGCAUGUCAUUCCAAGGGAUUAGGAAACCCAUCCCUGUUUCUGAAUUGGUUGAAUCUGGCAUCAUUCGGGAAUCAACAGCAAAUGACCUGGAAACUGGAGCAAUCACAGUUGAAGAAGUCACCGACCGAAUCAAAGAUUUCCUGCAGGGCUCCAGCUGCAUUGCUGGAAUUUAUAAUGAAGCUACCAGAGAGAAACUUGGCAUUUAUCAGGCCAUGAAGAUAGGCUUGGUUAGACCAGGGACAGCACUUGAGUUGCUAGAAGCUCAAGCAGCCACUGGGUUCAUUGUGGACCCUGUCAGCAAUUCAAGACUAACAGUGGAAGAAGCCUACAAAAGAGGCUUAGUUGGAAUAGAGUUUAAAGAGAAGCUUCUAUCUGCCGAAAAAGCAGUCACUGGAUACAAAGAUCCAGAAACAGGAAAUAUAAUCUCCUUGUUCCAAGCAAUGAACAAAGAACUCAUUGAGAAAGGCCAUGGUAUUCGUUUGUUGGAAGCCCAGAUAGCCACUGGUGGGAUCAUUGACCCUAAGGAAAGUCAUCGUCUGCCCGUUCACACAGCAUACCAACGUGGGUACUUCAAUGAAGAAUUGAAUGACAUCCUUUCUGAUCCCAGUGAUGAUACAAAAGGGUUUUUUGAUCCCAACACCGAAGAGAACCUGACCUACCUGCAGCUGAAAGAAAGAUGUAUAAUAGAUGACGGGACUGGGCUCUGUCUCUUACCACUGAGAGAGAGGAAGAAGUUGGUGCAGACCUCACAAAAAAAUACCCUUCGGAAACGCAGAGUUGUCAUUGUUGAUCCAGACACAGGCAAGGAGAUGUCAGUUCAGGAGGCGUACAAUAAAGGCCUGAUAGAUUAUGACACUUACAUGGACCUCUGUGACCAGGAAUGUGAAUGGGAAGAAAUAACAAUUACAGGAUCAGAUGGGAGCACAAGAGUUGUGCUUGUUGACAGAAAAACCGGAAACCAGUAUGAUAUCCAAGAUGCUCUUGAUAAAGGUCUUGUCGACAGGAAAUUCUUUGACCAGUACCGUUCUGGAUCUUUAAGCCUCACACAGUUUGCAGAUAUGAUUGCUUGCAGAAAUGGUGCUGAUGAGGUCUUCAGGCAUGAGGCCAUCACUAGAUCUCCCACUGUCCUGAAUAUCAAGAGCGCAUCUCUAGUGUUAAAGAGUGCUUCCGGUUCCUUUUCCGAAUCCCUAGAGGAAACCACUCCCAUUGCAGCCAUAUUUGACACAGAAAAUUUGGAGAAAAUCUCUAUUUUGGAAGCUGUGCAACGAGGCAUAGUUGACAGCAUUACUGCCCAACGUUUGCUUGAAGCUCAAGCUUGCACAGGAGGCAUAAUAUGCCCAACUACAGGCCAGCGGCUUUCCCUUGAGGAUGCACGUACCCAAGGUCUUCUUGACCAUGACAUGGCCACCCGGCUGAAGCCAGCUCAGAAAGCCUUCAUUGGGUUUGAAGGCAUUAAGGGUCGAAAUAGAAUGUCUGCAGCAGAAGCAGUGAAGGAAAAGUGGCUACCCUAUGAGGCAGGCCAACGCUUCCUUGAGUUUCAGUUUAUCACAGGAGGCCUCAUUGACCCUGAAGCACGGGGCAGAAUCAGUACAGAAGAAGCAAUUAGAAAAGGAUUGAUUGAUGGCCGGACUGCCCAGAGAUUACAAGACACUGGCAACUAUGGGAAGAUUUUGACCUGUCCAAAAACCAAACUGAAGAUCUCCUACAAAGAUGCAAUGAAUCGUUCAAUGGUGGAAGACCAGUCUGGGCUCAGAUUACUAGAAGCUUCUUCUGUUUCAUCUAAAGGCAUAUCCAGCCCAUAUAAUGUCUCUUCUGCACCAGGCUCGCGCUCUGGCUCACGCUCUGGCUCACGUUCUGGCUCACGCAGCGGAUCAAGAAGAGGAAGUUUUGAUGCUGGCACAAGUGGCUCAUAUUCUUAUUCCUACACAACUGUGAGCAGCAGCAGCAGCAGCUCAUUUGGCCGCCAAUAAUUAACCAGAAAGCUUAUCACUUUUUAAAAUUUUUCAAUUACCAGGAAUCUAUAUUCCUUUUUUAUUAAAACAAACAAUCCCAAAACAAAAAAAUGAGAACUUGAUGGUAAUGGUAGUACUUGCUCAGGGUGAAAUAGCUAAAGUGCAGAACAGACGUAAACCCAAAUAUAGGGUGCUUUCAUUUUCAUAUUUUCCAAAGCUAUUUUAAGGGGAUGCAGAGUUGUGCAAAAUGUAGGAAUACAAGUAUUUUCUUUUUUUAAACCAAUAUUUACAUCUUUUCUCAUGUAUUUUGCAUGCAGUUCACUGCUGCUUUUAGUCAAUUUGCUGUUGCAAACUAGUAAGCUGGGUUUCAUGUUUUUGUAUUACUGUCAGGGUGCUUUUUAAGAACCAUUUUCCUUUGCAGUGCAGUGCACAACAGUAAUAAUCUGUAUCAUCACCAAACAAUGUUAUCCUCAGUUGUGCUGGGCUAUCUUUCCAUUGGUCAUUUCCCAAUUUAUUAGGGUGUAUUUGUUAGAAUGUGCUUUUCUUUUGCUGUGGACAAUCUUUUGUUUGGUUUUGCUUGCUUGUUUUCUGUGCAAUAUCCAAGAGGCCUGACUGCAUAACAUUUAGUAUUCUGGCAAUAAAAAUCUAAACCCUUGA